This is a messenger RNA of Crotalus tigris (Tiger rattlesnake), 1972 nucleotides long. RefSeq names its product zinc finger protein 501-like. The record is from RefSeq and is a predicted model, not a curated record. Gene Ontology annotation, biological process: regulation of transcription by RNA polymerase II. Lineage: Eukaryota; Metazoa; Chordata; Lepidosauria; Squamata; Viperidae. The transcript is spliced from 3 exons. Gene Ontology annotation, molecular function: RNA polymerase II cis-regulatory region sequence-specific DNA binding; DNA-binding transcription factor activity, RNA polymerase II-specific. Bases 251 to 1765 code for a protein of 504 amino acids.
GGGGGCGGUCCCUUCGAGCGAAAGAGGAAGAGCAUCCAGGAAAAGGCCACGCAGCGAAGUCCCGCCUCCACUUCCGGGAUGAAACGAAACUGAGGCGCCAUAUUGACUCUGCCGCGGACGGGCUCGGAUCCAGGAGGACGGGCGAGCCCGGCGGAGGAAGGAAGGCAGGAAGGAAGGAGGCGCCGCCCGAGAGGAGAGGAGGCCCCGCGGAGCAGCCCCGGGAGGAGACGGCGGGGAAGGCCCGGCAGGGAUGAGCCGAGGGGGACUCCGGGAAAGGAGGCCGCCCGAAGGGAGAAGCGGGGAGCAGGAAACGGGCGGAGACCCCGAGACGGUCCUUGAGGGCGGAGGGUCCUUCGGGACAGGCGGAAGACCCGGGAAUCCCCAGAGAAUCCAGGAGGGAGGAGAGAAAUAUCAGUGCCCGGAAUGUGGAAGAUCCUUCAAAAGAAAUGCAGAUCUUAAAAUCCAUCAAAGAAUCCACACAGGAGAGAAACCACAUAAAUGUCUGGAGUGUGGAAAAUGCUUCAGUCAGAGGGGACACCUUUAUACCCAUCAAAGGAUCCACACUGGAGAGAAACCGCAUAAAUGCCUGGAGUGUGGAAAGAGUUUCAGUCGGAGGGGACACCUUUAUACCCAUCAAAGGAUCCACUCAGGAGAAAAACCGCAUAAAUGCCUGGAGUGUGGAAAGAGUUUCAGUCAGAGGGGGAACCUUUAUGUACAUCAAAGGAUCCACUCAGGAGAAAAACCGCAUAAAUGCCUGGAGUGUGGAAAGAGCUUCAGUCUGAGGGGAAACCUUUAUGUACAUCAAAGCAUCCACUUAGGCAAGAAAUGGAAUAAACGCCUGACGUGUGGAAAGAACUUCAGAGAGAGGAGAACAGAGGGAAGACUCAGGAAUCCCCAAAGAAUCCAGGAGGCAGGAAAGAAAUAUCAGUGCCCGGAAUGUGGAAAAUCCUUCAAAAGAAAUCACCAUCUUGAAAGGCAUCAAAGGAUCCACACAGGAGAAAAACCGCAUAAAUGCCUGGAGUGUGGAAAGAGUUUCAGUCAGAGGGGACACCUUUAUGUACAUCAAAGGAUCCACUCAGGAGAAAAACCACAUAAAUGCCUGGAAUGUGAAAAAUCCUUCAGAUCAGAUGAAAAUCUUGAAAGCCAUCUAAGAAUCCACACAGGACAGAACCCUUAUAAAUGUCUGGAGUGUGGAAGAAGCUUCGAUCAAAGGGGACACCUUUAUACACAUCAAAGGAUCCACUCAGGAGAGAAACCGCAUAAAUGCCUGGAGUGUGGAAAUAGCUUCAGUCAGAGUAGCAGCCUUUAUGUACAUCAAAGGAUCCACUCAGGAGAAAAACCGUAUAAAUGCUUCCAGUGUGGAAAGAGCUUUACUGAAAGUGGAAGUCUCCGUAAACAUCAAAGAAUUCACACAGGAGAGACACAGCAUAAAUGCCUGGAAUGUGGAAAGAGCUUCAGUCGCAGGAGCACCCUUUAUAGACAUCAAAAGAUCCACUCAGGAGAAAAACCGUAUAAAUGCCUGGAGUGUGGAAAGAGCUUCAGUCGGAAGUUCAGCCUUUAUGUUCAUCAAAGAAUCCACUCAGGAGAGAAACAGCAUAAAUGCCUGGAGUGUGGAAAGCGGUUGAGUCAGAGGAACAACCUUUAUGUACAUCAAAGAAUCCAUUCAGGAGAGAAACCUCUUAAAUGCCUCCAGUGUGGAAAGAGCUUUACAGAAAGUGGAGGUCUCCGUAAACAUCAAAGAAUUCACAUAGGAGAAACCCUAUGAAUGCCUGAAAUGUGGAAGGAGGUUCAACAGGGCAGGAACUCUGUGUAAUCAAAGGAUCCACACUGGAGAAAAAAAACAAAUGUCUGGAAUUUGAAAGGUGUGAACACUUACCCUUCAUUGUCAUCUCAUCCUUUGUGUGUCAACAUGAGUGUGUAAUGUAUUCUCAUCCAAAACACUCAAGAGUAAGUAAACUUACGGACACCACCA